AUGGAGCCGCUGGACUCCAGUCUGGAGCUUGAGCUCUCGCCCGUGCAGAAGAAGAUGACCCAGCCCAAGUCACCCAAUAGCGUGGACGUCUCUAAGAGCCGUCGGCUUCCCGCGGAGGUCCGGCGAGCACGUCACCGCGACCGCAUGCAGCGUCAGCGUCUGGCCGAGAAGAAAAGUAUCGAAGUCAAACGUGUGGAGGACGAUCACUGGAAAGGCCAGAGCACGGCCGCCAGACUCGUACAGCAACGGUAUCUAAGUCUGGUGCUCAAGCAAGGUACGAUCACCGAAGAGAACCGACGACUGACCGAGAGAUUCCGCGAAUGGCAAAAAUUCACCAAGUUAUUAGGCGGCGGCGUUGGCCGCUGGAUCAUCUUCUCUGAGGAUGAACCAGUCAUUUUCUACCAGCCUAUUGCACGCAACACGUGUCUUGAACUCGCCUUUACCACGUACCAACGUGUGCAGGAAAUGCUCCGUGGCCCCGGAGCCAGGGAAUUGUACGACGAAGCGUUCGGAUGGAAAGUGUACUUUUCCAUGCAUGAGGACAAAAUGGGUAAAAACCGCAUGCAACACCGGUUUACUAAGAGAAUCAGCGCUAUCGACGCCAAUGGCGAACGCGUCACGGGGGAUACGCUAGCGAAGACAACGUGGAAAAUCAUCAGUACGCCAGAACUGUACUCACAGAUGUACCGUAGUCCCAUGACGUCGAAAAUGCUGCAGAAUGUGGACGCACACACAAGUGUGUUGAUGCGUACAUUUCCUGACGCCAACGCCGUGAUGCGCAUGCGUUUCGUGUGUCUGGUCGUACAGGUUCAGGACUGCGUGAUCGACCAGAACGGGGGAGAGAGCGACACGAGACGUCGAGUGACGAUGCUGACGUCGAUCCUCGACCCCGACAAGUGCUUUCCUCGAGCCAACACGCGCGUGCACGACCCACAAACCGAGUGGAUGCGCGAAGGCAUGAGCUACUUGUCAUUCACGGAGAUUGACGAAGACAACAGCGUCGAAAUUGAGUAUGGAGGCCUCACGAAUGUGGACACUGAGACGGCCUCGUGCACGGGCUUGCCGUUCGCAACCAUGAAUAUGGGGGAAGCACUUGUUCGCUGGGAACAACUCGUGACACCCAUGCGUACAUUGUCGAUCACCGGAAAGUAG
Molecule: messenger RNA, 1152 nt
Organism: Phytophthora infestans T30-4
Lineage: Eukaryota; Oomycota; Peronosporomycetes; Peronosporales; Peronosporaceae
Exons: 3
Coding region: 1-1152 (383 amino acids)
Source: RefSeq, a predicted model, not a curated record